Messenger RNA from Malassezia globosa CBS 7966, 2295 nucleotides. RefSeq lists its product as uncharacterized. The record is from RefSeq and is a predicted model, not a curated record. The coding region runs from base 1 to 2295 and encodes 764 amino acids. The transcript has a single exon. Lineage: Eukaryota; Fungi; Basidiomycota; Malasseziomycetes; Malasseziales; Malasseziaceae.
AUGAGCCGCGUGGCGCUGGUGAUGAGCGGCAUUGCCGGUGGAGUUGCUCUUCUUGCUCUGAUAUGCCAGCCUGUCCGCCAAGCCCUUGUCUUCUCAUAUAACUGCUUCCUUCAACCUCUUGGCAAGACGAAGAAUCAGGCCGAGCGUCUUGACCGCUUCUACGAACACCAGGCCGGUGUUUACGACGCCACACGCACAGGUCUUUUGCGUGGACGGAAAACAAUGCUGAAACUGUGUGCGGCUGAAAUGCGUCAGCUGCGUGAAAAGGAGCCACACCGCAAGCUUGUGUGGGCUGACAUCGGUGGCGGCACCGGCUGGAACAUUGAGCAGAUGGACAAAUUUUUCCCCGUCGCCGAGUUUGACCAAAUCUAUCUGAUUGAUCUAUGCGAGCCGCUUCUCAAGGUCGCUCGAGAGCGCUUCAAGCGUCUCGGCUACAAGAACGUACAAGCUCUGUGCCAGAAUGCCAAGGACUUCACUCUACCCGGCUUGGAUCCUGAGCAAAAGGUGGACCUCUUUACAUGCUCGUACUCGAUUUCCAUGAUCCCACCCUUCUAUGCCGUGUUGGAUAGGAUCAACGAGUUCCUUGACCCGAAAGUCGGUGUAUUUGGUGUGGCUGACUUUUACGUGUCUAGCAGUGAAUCAACGUCUGACCAGCUGACACUCGUUGGUGGCUCAAUUAUGCGCCGCUGCCACUGGCUCAACUCGUGGUUCUGGCGCCACUGGUUCGCACUCGACCAUAUUGAACUGCAUCCAGCCCGUCGCGAUUACCUCGAGCACAAGUUUGGCACGCUCAAGUGUUUCAACGGACGCAACAACUUUGUCAUCCCGUACCUUGUGCAAAUUCCUUAUUACGUGUGGCUUGGUGUAUCGCGUCAACGCGACACGAGCAAUGCAGCUACGGCGUUCGAAGUUGAGGCGGGCAAUCAUGUCAUUGUGCCGCCGUCGUUCCCCGACGUUGCUCGUGAGCGUCUGAGUCAGUCCAAAACUAACAACAUGUCGACCGAGGGUGCGAUCGAAAGGCUCAAAGGAGACAGCUCCAUGCAGUGGCCUCAGAGCUCGUUCCACUAUCAAAAGAAGCUAUGGCGUCUGCCAUUCGUCGAUGACCGCUUCAGUGAUAUGUUCCGCACCUGGAUCUAUGGCUUCACGUGGGAGGACCCGUACGUUGACAUGGAGCAUCUGGACCUAGGCCCCAGCGACUCAAUUCUCUGCAUCACAAGUGCCGGAGACAAUGCGUUGCAUUAUGCAGCGACGGCGAAGCCACACCGCAUUCAUGCCGUUGACAUGAACCCGUGCCAAGGACACCUGCUGGAGCUGAAGCUUGCCUCCAUCGCAACACUCGACUACGCAACGUUCUGGAGCAUGUUUGGCGAAGGCAAAAUCGACAACUUCCCUGAUCUGCUCGACCAGCGCAUCUCGCCGCUGUUGUCUUCGCACGCGUAUCAGUUUUGGAAGUCGAACAACAAGUCGUUUGAGCGUGCAUUCUACUUCCGCGGCUACUCUGGCCAUGCGCUGCGGCUUGCCAAGGCCGCGUUUAAUCUAAUGGGUGCCAAAAAAGAUGUCGUGGCUAUGUGCACGACCAAAGACUUGGCGGAACAGAAGAGGAUCUGGGAUACGAAAGUCCGCAAGACCAUCAUCAAUGAGACUUUGAUUCGUGUUUUCCUCUCGAACCCUGCCUUCCUCUGGAAUGCACUGGGUGUUCCGAUCAACCAGUUUGACAUAUUCAAAAACGAAGGCUGCUCAGUGGAGCAGUUUGCCGUUGACACACUCGACCCAAUACCGGCUCGCUCGCUUAUGUCGACGGACAAUUACCACUACCGCCUCUGUCUUAUGGGCAACUACAGUCAUGAGAGCUGUCCCCUUUACCUCAAAGAAGAUGCAUUCAACGCGCUGAAGGCCGAUAAUGCUAAGGCGCUUGACUGCUUCCGCCUCCACACAGAUGCAAUCGUCUCCGUGCUCCGUGGAAUGCAGGACGCAAGCUUGACCCGCGCUAUCCUCAUGGACCACAUGGACUGGUUCAAUCCCGUGGAAGACUCGGUACCUAUGCCGUCAUUGGACGCGGCUCGCAACGAAGAGGACAAGUCAGUCGCUGACCUCGAUCGUGAGGUCGUGGAGCUCGCUCGCGUCAUUUGUAAGGGCGGCGCCGUGUUCUGGCGCAGUGCUGCCAAACACCCGUGGUACUCCCAGCGCUUCGAGAAAGCUGGCUUCCGUGUCGCCCCCAUCCACAUCCGUGAGACGGGCAAGCCCAUCGAUAAUGUCAACAUGUACGCAUCAUUCUACAAGGCUGUGCGGAUGUAG